Molecule: messenger RNA, 2295 nt
Organism: Annulohypoxylon truncatum
Lineage: Eukaryota; Fungi; Ascomycota; Sordariomycetes; Xylariales; Hypoxylaceae
Product: guanine deaminase
Exons: 2
Coding region: 637-2064 (475 amino acids)
Biological process (GO): guanine catabolic process
Cellular component (GO): cytosol
Molecular function (GO): guanine deaminase activity; zinc ion binding
Source: RefSeq, a predicted model, not a curated record
CGUUGUCAGAACGGGCCACCACGUCGGGUCCUGGGUAAGGUUCGGCAAGGCUUUAGUAGAUGCAGGAACGCCCUUAGGUGCUGCCAUAUUCGUCUAAUCUAGAAUAUUGCCUUAUCUAGCUGGGGCCGUCUAAAACGUCGCUUAGUCUCCUUAGUCUUCCCUUACUCCCGCUGAGUCCAUAAGAUCCAGAAUCUCCCCUUUCAUUCUUUUUUUCCUCGUCCUUGAAAUAGUUUUCUUAAUCUGGAUUCUUGAAUUUCUGUUACAUGUUACGUCAUUCCAACGCAUAUAACCUGAAUUUGGACAUUCGUUCGCUCAUGUUGAGAUUUGUCACUUAUGAGUAAAAGGUCACCGCGUGGCCGGGUCAAGAAAUAGGUUGGAUCCGGUGUGAUUGAGGAAGGAUAACGUGAAUUCGGAUUGGGUAGUUUCCGUCUCACAGGACCUGUGACAUCCCACCACAUUACCUACUCCUGACCACAGCGCGCAACCGGCAUCAUAGCAGGUGGUCUGCUUGCAAGCGUUUUGGUAAGAGGUCCAGAUUUCGGAUCUCGGAUCUAUAUUGGAUAUAUAUCAGGGUCUAAAGAGGUACUCUAGGGACGUCGUACAGACGUGGGCAGUCAAGUCAGAGAGAAAGUGGUCAUGGCCCCCUUAAGCAAUGAGAAGAACCAUUUGUUCCUAGGCUUGUUCAUACAUAGCAUCAAGCUCGGAGAACUCCAAUAUCUUCACGAUGCUGCAGUCUGUGUCGACAAGUCCGGCAAGAUCGUUGCUGUUGAGCCGCAAUACGAUCAGAAGAAGGCCGAAGAGAUACUAUACCCCAAGCUUGGUUGGGAAGCUAGUGAUGUCGACGUCACGAAAGCAAAGGAUGGCCAAUUCUUCUUUCCUGGCUUCAUUGAUACGCACAUCCACGCGCCGCAGUAUCCCAACGCGGGAAUAUUUGGCAAGUCGACGUUACUAGACUGGUUGAAUACCUACACAUUUCCAAUGGAAGCGUCUCUCUCUUCGCUCCCAAAGGCCCGUAGGGUUUACACGCGGUGCAUUCGUCAGACGCUGGCUCACGGCACUACGACCGCUGUCUACUACGCCACGAUCCACGUGCCGUCCACGAACCUCCUCGCAGAUCUAUGUCUCUCAAUGGGUCAGCGAGCCUUUGUCGGCCGCGUGUGUAUGGACCAUAUUGGCCCGUCCUACUACCUCGACGAAUCGCCCGCGCAGUCGCUCGCCGCGACGCGCGAGACGAUCGACCAUAUUCGGGGCAUCGACGCCUCCUUCGAACUCGUGUCCCCGAUCCUGACGCCCCGCUUCGCGCCCGCUUGCACGCGGGAGGCGAUGAAGGCACUCGGACAAUUGCACCGCGAGACGGGGAUCCCGAUCCAGACGCACAUCUCGGAGAACGCGGACGAGAUCCAGAUGGUGCGGGACAUGUUCCCCGAAGCCGCGAACUACGCCGCCGUGUACGAUGCCCACGGCCUGCUGGGCGCGCGCACGAUCCUCGCCCACGCCGUCCACUUCUCAGGCGAGGAGGCGGACCUCGUCGCGCGCCGCGGGUCCAAGGUCUCGCACUGCCCGACCAGCAACUCGGCGCUGACGAGCGGCGAGGCCCGCGUCCGCUGGCUGCUCGAGAAGGGCAUCGCCGUCGGCCUCGGCACCGACGUGAGCGGCGGGUACAGCCCGAGCAUGCUCCUGGCCGCGCGCCACGCUGCCCUCGUCUCGAACCACCUCGCCAUGCCCAUGGGAAAAUGGGCCCACGUCCCGGCUGCCGAGCGCGAGCGCGCGAGGCUCAGCGUCGAGGAGGUGCUGCACCUGGCUACGCGGGGCGGCGCCGAGGUCGUCGGGUUGAGCGGGAAGAUCGGCGGGUUCGAGGUCGGCAUGGAGUGGGACGCGCAACUUAUCGGGCUGGGCCUCGUCGACGAGAUGCCUGCCGAAGACGACAUGGCGGAUCGCGGAAACGUGGAUAUCUUCGGCUGGGAGCGGGUGGAGGAUCGCGUUGCUAAGUGGGUGUAUAAUGGCGAUGAUAGGAAUGUGAAGAAAGUCUGGGUUAGAGGUCGACUUGUGCAUGAGCGCGCGUAGAUGUGUAGAUGAAUGGUCAAAUGCGAUGUUGUAGAUAACCGACCUACAUAGAUAUUAGACCGGAGAUUUGGACGUAUGGUCUGUUUAUGAUGUACAGCGCAUGGUAGAUAGAAAAGGUGUAUAUAUCCUUUACCCCCUUACCCCUGACACCUGUUGCGAGUCAGUUGGUUCGGUUUAGAUGCGGCAUACAUAUGGUACUGGCAAGAGAUCGAAGAAUUCGCCUAACCGGCG